Meleagris gallopavo (turkey) is the source of this 2472-nucleotide messenger RNA. RefSeq names its product vasoactive intestinal polypeptide receptor 1-like. The record is from RefSeq and is a predicted model, not a curated record. Gene Ontology annotation, biological process: adenylate cyclase-modulating G protein-coupled receptor signaling pathway; cell surface receptor signaling pathway. Gene Ontology annotation, cellular component: plasma membrane. Gene Ontology annotation, molecular function: peptide hormone binding; G protein-coupled peptide receptor activity; vasoactive intestinal polypeptide receptor activity. Lineage: Eukaryota; Metazoa; Chordata; Aves; Galliformes; Phasianidae.
UAGAUAUCACUGACACGACCCAGUUGCCCAAGCAUAGGCAAGGCAUGUUGCAUAUCUGAAAUAUCUACAUAGAGAGAAGUCAUGGGACCUAGAGACAUCUAUACAAAGACAGCUGCAGGAAUAUGGAGUUCUAGAAAUGAUAUUAAGUGCCUUUUUUGAGGUAGCUUAGGUGAUCCUCAAAUAAUGUUUAAGCCCACUGGGAAAUAAUGAGUGAUAAAUGGAAUAUGAAGCAGCACUUCAAUCUUACCAAGAAAAAAAAAUGUUUCUGUUAUGUCCAUCAUUCUUGCUCCUUCUUGCUCCUGAGUGGUGCAGUAUUUUCUGUGGCAAAACCCACAGCCGGUGCUCAGGUCCUGUGAACUCUGAAAUUUAAAUAUUACUGUUUAUCCUUUUUGUUGCCUUUGAUUUGAUCAAGAAAAGAGUCUUAAAAAAGCCCUUCUGAAGUUUAGGGGGGGAAAUCCUCUGUUGGGGCUUGAGAUCUCCCACCCGAUGGAAGCUAGAUGCUAAAACUCCCUCAUAGAGAAUGCAGAGGUAAUGCCACAACGUGGACCCUUCCAGAACUCACUGCCAGCAGCCCCAAGCACAGAAUGAGGGCUGAAUCCAGCAUCACUUAUAGCACAGGGAGCAUCUGCCUCCAAAAUUACCCUACAAGAGCAGCCGAUGCUCCAGCUCUGCACGUUUUUGCUGAAGUUCGAAGAGGUGGGUCCAAAACCCCAAAAGGGGAUGCUGGAAUGCGUCCCUCCCUCCACCUGACCCCACGUAGCACGAAACGUUGCAAUUGUCGGGUCUCCCAAAAAAGGAGCCGGUGGUCGGGAAGGGAGGUACAAGGAGCUCCGGGGCGGGUCUUGGGCAGGUGUGGGCGGGCUGAGAAGCAUUUAGCAGCCCCGGCAGAGGGAGAAGAGGGGAGGAUGCUGCAGAGGAUGCGAAGUUUGUGCUGGUUGCUGCUGCUGCCUCUGGUUGUGGGAAUCCAUCCAGAAUGCAAGAUAUUCCAGCAGGUGAUGAAAGAAGAGGCACUCUGCUUAGAAAGGAACGAAUCUGUUUCACCUGAUCUUAAAGGAUGCGCCAGAGAUUGGGAUGGUCUAAGCUGUUGGCCCAGAGCUACUUUAGGGGAAAUAGUUGAAAUUCCUUGUCCAAGAUUUUUUGAAGAAAUCACCAAUAUCCAUGGCUUCCUUCAGAGAAACUGCACACAGGAGGCAUAUUGGUCAGAACCAUUCCCAUCAUAUGCUGUUGCCUGUGGAUUUGAUGAAGGUUCCAGCAAAGGUCCUGAGGAUCAGAAAUCAUAUUAUUCUGCAUUUUGGCGUGUCUACACUGCUGGCUAUGCAGCAUCAGUGACUUCACUCAUUACAGCUCUAAUUGUCUUUGCUGCCUUCAGAAAAUUCCAUUGUACACGGAAUUACAUCCAUAUGCACCUGUUUGUCUCCUUUAUCCUGAGAGCAAUUGCUGUUUUCACCAAAGAUGCCGUUUUGUUUGCAGAUGAAACUAUGGACCACUGCCUGAUGUCAACGGUAGCUUGUAAGGCUGCAGUGGCAUUCUUCCAGUUCAGUAUUUUAGCCAAUUUCUUCUGGCUUCUUAUUGAAGGAAUAUACCUUCAGACACUGCUUUUGCUGACCUUUGUUUCAGACAAGCAAUACGUAUGGUGGUUCAUCUUUGCUGGCUGGGGAGCUCCCACUGCUGUGAUGCUUACUUGGGUCCUCACAAGACUCCAUCAACAAAACACAGGAUGUUGGGAUGAUGAUGAAAAUGGAGUGGUGUUAUGGAUCAUCAAGGGCCCCAUUCUGUUAACUGUACUGAUUAACUUCAUUAUAUUUAUUAAUGUCAUCAGAAUUCUAGUCCAUAAAUUGAAAUCUCAAGAGGGAGGGGGGAGCAAUUCAAGCCACUUUGUGAGACUUGCUAAAUCUACGUUACUCUUGAUCCCACUCUUUGGAGUGCACUACAUCGUAUUUGCAUUUUUCCCAGAGAGCACUGGUUUGGAAGCUCGACUUUACAUUGAGCUAGGCUUGGGUUCCUUUCAGGGCUUUUUUGUUGCACUACUAUAUUGCUUCUCAAAUGCGGAGGUUCAAAGUGAACUCAAGAAGCAGCUGUGCAAAUGGCAGUAUCAAGAAUACCUGAGCUUCACACACAAACAUGGGACUGUGUCCAGAGAAAACAGUCCAGUCAACUAUGUCACUCAGUUAUCACUGCUUGAAAAAAUCAGUCCAAAAAGGAAAACACGUGCCUAUCAGAACGGCGUAACUUCUGUCUGAACUUAUCUAGCAGGCGGAGUUGCUGUGAAUGCACUAAGGCAUGGCCAAUUUGGAUUCUUUGCGGCUUUCAAAGAUUCAAACAGUCACAGAAUAACUUGGAUUGGACUUUAAAUAUCAUCUAGUUCCAAUUCCCUUGCCAUGAGGUCAUUGCAAGCCACCAGAUUAGGCUGCCCAAGGCCCCAUCAAACCUGGCCUUGAGCAUCUCCAUGGGUGGGGCACUCUCUGGGCAGCA